AUGCGUACCUACGACGAUUCCUUCAGCGGUCAAAAGAUCUACCCGGGCAAGGGCAAGCUCUACAUCCGUGGUGACAGCAAGAUCUUCCGUUUCCAGAACGGAAAGUCCGAGUCCCUGUUCCUCCAGCGCAAGAACCCUCGCAAGAUUCACUGGACCACUCUCUACCGAAGGGCGCACAAGAAGGGUAUCUCUGAGCAGACUAUGACAUCAGUCUACACUGCGGACAGGCUUGACAAACACGCAUUCUCAGCGGCCAUCUCCUCUCAAUUCCAUCUCGAGGCGCACUCGCUAACCACCUUCGCCCAACAGGAAGUCGCCAAGAAGCGCACCCGCCGCACAGUCAAGCACCAGCGUGCCAUCGUCGGUGCUUCGCUCGACGUGAUCAAGGAGCGCCGCAGCCAACGUCCCGAGGCUCGUUCCGCUGCCCGCGCCGCCGCCGUCAAGGAGGGCAAGGAGAAGAAGGCCGCCGCCGAGUCAGCAAAGAAGGCUGAGAAGGCCAAGAACGCCGCCGCAUCCGCACGAGGCAACGCCGCCAAGGUCAGCAAGCAGGGUGCCAAGGGUGCCGCACCAAAGGUGCAGGCAAGGACUCGUUAA
Molecule: messenger RNA, 594 nt
Organism: Alternaria burnsii
Lineage: Eukaryota; Fungi; Ascomycota; Dothideomycetes; Pleosporales; Pleosporaceae
Product: 60s ribosomal protein l24
Exons: 3
Coding region: 1-594 (197 amino acids)
Biological process (GO): cytoplasmic translation
Cellular component (GO): cytosolic large ribosomal subunit
Molecular function (GO): mRNA binding; structural constituent of ribosome
Source: RefSeq, a predicted model, not a curated record